This is a messenger RNA of Zasmidium cellare ATCC 36951, 1440 nucleotides long. RefSeq lists its product as uncharacterized. The record is from RefSeq and is a predicted model, not a curated record. Bases 1 to 1440 code for a protein of 479 amino acids. Lineage: Eukaryota; Fungi; Ascomycota; Dothideomycetes; Mycosphaerellales; Mycosphaerellaceae. The transcript has 2 exons.
AUGGAGUCAUUCAACAACGGCAUCGCCGACCACUACCACGGCUGGGACCAACUCGACCCAGAGUUGCAACAGGCCAUGGCCACUCAAGACCUGUUGGACGAUACAACACUCAUAUUCCCUGAGGUUGACACCCCUUCAUUCGACGCCGACGCCGACGAAGCACUCCGUAACCUCUUCGGCAGCGAUCUCGAAGACUUACAGUCUUUGCUCGCUCAACCCAAAACCACCACUGAACUUACCACGCAUCCAAGCGUCAUAUCACCUCCUACACCAGCCCUGACGCGCGUGUCAACUGAAGCGCUGCGAGUCCUCGACCCAAGCCUGAGGAUUCCAGAAGAAGUUUUGCCAAUGGGCCACACGCCAAGUGUGGAGCUACUACCCCGUGGCCGCUCUCGACACCAGUACAAUGCACAGCUUCAACUAUUCGGCUCGCGCGCUCUCGACGAAGACCUGGCACCAUACGACAAUCAAGAUCAACCAUCACUCGCCAACUACGACUACACAUCGCAACAGACCGGUCGUGAUCACGCAUCGCAAAAGCGCAAGGCAUCAACCAGCCUCGGAGGAGCCUCCAAAGUGAGAAAGACAUUGCGAAUGCCCACGACCGGCUCAAACAACCGCAUUACCUCCACCACUCCAAAGCACGCGCCUCAAGCAGCAGCAUUGACUCGCGCUGUCCCUCCACCUUCAGCAUCAGACGACCAGUUUGCCUUGCCCCAGGGCCUCUACAGUCGACGCGCCAGCACCUCCGCGUAUGGGCAGCACACACUAGAGCGUCCACCACCGAAUGUCUGUCUACCACUGGACGUUGAGCUAGGCCUCGUCGAGCUCAUGACCUUCUUUCCCAACUCCGUGCAGAUUCCCUUGCUGGCAAUUCGCCUCGUGCGGAAUGGGUUCUCCUACCAGACUCUCGCGAAAAUGCAGCUGGACCCAGUCAAUGAGCUCACAGACAAGAGCGCGCGGACCGUGGAGGAUAAGAUCAAGUGGCAGUUCAAGGAUGGCGGUGGGUGUGAAUGGCCAGACAAGAAGGCCGAACGGACCAUGUGGCAGCGGGUCGCGCAGAGUGAGGGACCACAUCACAACCUCACAGCCAACCACUUCAAACUUCGUCACGAAUAUUCAGACAAGAAGCCAGGGCGCGCUUGGGGCCAUUGGAAGCUUGCAGACAUUUACAGUGCCGUUGACGAGAGCAAGUGGCCACAGGGUGAUGACCGCAUGGUCCUCACUCAAUGCCUGGAGUUCGCGCGAGACAAUCCGCAGCUUGACCUUGACACUUCUCAUUGGGACUGGAUCAUACAGGUCACCGAUGCUCAGCCGCCAGCUUUCCCGACUGGCUACAUCACGCGUGACGAGGAGGUCUUGGAACGCUGCUCUGCGCUCUACCCGACGAGGCAGGCACUGAGGUUGGCGCGGAAUGCGAAGAGGGCGGGAAAGAAGUAG